AUGAGGGGAGUUGGGAGGAAGUGGGAGAUGUGGCGGAAGAGUGUCUAUGAUUUUUUUAUGGAUGUCAGUGGGGAUCAGUUCAUUUUUGGAACCUUGGUGGAUAUUGUAUCUAGUGCUACAGUACAUAUUGGUGUUGUGUAUGCCUCUAAUCACGUGAGCGAGAGGAGGAACUUGUGGUCUCAGUUGAUUGAUGUGUGUGUCUCGUGGCAGCUUUCUGGAGAUGUUUUAGGGGAUUUUAAUGCUAUUCGUAGUAGUUUGGAGGAUUUUGGUGGUUACCCUAGCUUGAGGGAGAUGGAUAAGUUUGAUGGGGCGUUAUUGGAGGCGGAUCUGGUUGAGAUGGGUGUGACAGAGGUUAAGCCGCCUCCUACAUAUCGCUAUUUUUCUCAUUGGAUGGAGGCUGAUGGUUUUAUUGAUACUACCAGGUCAGUGUGGAGAAGGUCCGAGGAUGUGUCUCAUAUGGUGGCUAAGCAGAUUAUGGAGGCUACUCAGGCUGAGUUGGAGAGAGAUUCUGUCUUCGAGUCGAUGUGUUCUGAGGUAGCUCGGGCCACUGAGGUGUUCUGGUUAGUGGCUAGAUUAGAGGAGGCGUCGCUCCGACAGAAGGCCAAGGUGAGGUGGUUGGAGUUAGGUGAUAUGAACACGACAUUUUUUCAUCGUUGUGUCCACUCUCGACACAGUUGCAGUGGUUUAUUUACGAUUGUGGACGCUGGAGGGACUCGCUAUAGUUAUGUCGAGGUGGCGGUAGAGUUAUGUCGAGGUAGUUUGGGGUCUCAGCCUAUGAGGUAUAGGGAUCUUACUGCCCAGAUUGAGGAUAUCGUGCAGUUCAGUUGGUUCGAUGAAGGGGUGAAGGCGCUUGGUCGCCUAGUGAGUCAGGAUGAGAUUCAAAAGGCUUUAUUCUCGAUGAUGUCUGGGAAGGCUCCUAGGCCUGAUGGGUUUUCGGUGGAUAUUUACAGAGCUGCAGAGUGUGAUUGGGGAUGA
This is a messenger RNA of Benincasa hispida (wax gourd), 975 nucleotides long. RefSeq lists its product as uncharacterized. The record is from RefSeq and is a predicted model, not a curated record. NCBI's taxonomy places the organism in Eukaryota, Viridiplantae, Streptophyta, Magnoliopsida, Cucurbitales, Cucurbitaceae.